UUCUCCUCUCCCACCCUUCUCCAUCUUCCCCCACUCCCCUUCUUUAUAUACGUCUGAAAAUUCUCAAAGUAUCAUUAUCAUAUUCUUUCUGAAACUUCCCUGGAAAACUCCUCCGAUUCUUACAACAUAAAAAUUGUGGGUUUCGUUCUUCAUUAAUCACAGGGAUUUGUAUGUCUACAUACAGACCAUGAUUGUUGUUGUUGGCCUGACAUAGUGGGUCAGAACUUGGUUCUUUCUUCGUACAUAGGUUUUGUUCUUAGCUUAGCAGACAAGCAGUUUGAGAUAUAAUUCAUCAACUUCUUGCUAUAGAAUACCCUUUCCUUCAUCUUCCCGAGUGUAUAUAUAUAUAUGAUGAAUAAAGACCACCACCAUAUGUUCAGAAUGAAGUCUGAUGGUAAAGGGUUCUCAUCGCCGCCGGCAAAGGCCGCCGCCGGAGGGUGGGAGGUCAGGCCUGGAGGGAUGUUGGUUCAGAGACGAAGUUCGGAUUCCAAUCAGAAUUCAGGUCAUGUUCCCAACAUCAAAGUCAGAGUGAAAUAUGGGUCAUCUUAUCAUGAAGUUUCCAUCAGUUCCCAAGCCAGUUUUGGGGAGUUGAAGAAAAUGCUGUCGGGGCCGACGGGGCUGCACACGCAGGAUCAGAAGCUGAUUUUCAAGGAAAAGGAGAGGGAUUCGAAGGCUUUUCUUGAUUUGGUUGGGGUGAAAGAUGGAUCGAAGAUUUUGUUGGUUGAAGAUGAACUGAGCAGGGAGCGAAGGUGUUUGGAGAUGCGCUCUAAAGAGAUUGCAGCUAUUAGAUUUGAGGUUGACAAGCUCGCAAAACAGGUGGCAUCUAUUGAAUUGGAAAUUAAUGGAGGGAAGAAAGUUGUGGAGACAGUUCUACUCAACUUGAUUGAACUGCUGAUGACACAGCUAAUAAAGUUGGAUGGAAUUUCAGCUGAUGGAGAUGUGAAGUUGCAGAGGAGAAUGCAGGUGAAAAGGGUGCAGAAGUACAUUGAAACUCUUGAUGUGCUGAAGAUGAGGAAUUCUGGGCUAGGCAAAGUGCAUUUACAGCAGCAACACCAGAUUCUUACUGGGCCCAAAAUUUACCAGAAGCAGCAAGAACAGAGGAAGCAGGUGAAUAAUUUUACUGAGAGGGUGAAUCCAGGGCCUGUAGUGGUAACAACGAAGUGGGAAACAUUCUGAACAAAUCAAUGCAGUUUGCAAAUUACUUCUCAGUUCAAGAAAGUUGCUGUGGUGAUAUGAGUAAAUAUUAGUAAAUGACAGUGCGGUAAUUUUUUAAUAAAUUGAGCUGUUCUUUGCAUGAAAAUGGUAUAUAUAAAUAUGGACAUUUGUUUGCUUCUCCUCGAAAUA
Molecule: messenger RNA, 1344 nt
Organism: Sesamum indicum (sesame)
Lineage: Eukaryota; Viridiplantae; Streptophyta; Magnoliopsida; Lamiales; Pedaliaceae
Product: BAG family molecular chaperone regulator 3
Biological process (GO): protein stabilization
Cellular component (GO): cytoplasm
Molecular function (GO): protein-folding chaperone binding; adenyl-nucleotide exchange factor activity
Source: RefSeq, a predicted model, not a curated record